CAUGGCUAAUAGAAUGUUUCUAUAGUAAAACCAUGGUUAAAUUACAUAUGGAAAAUUAUAGCCUUUAUCUCUAUAUCUAACCUGGGUAUAGAUAUUAGGGUAUCUAAUGCCUGGGUAUGACAUCAACGUGAUCGCGCGUAUCACUUCACUGUGAUUUUAAUAGCGUUUUAUUAUACGUAUUUUUUUUUUUAACAUGGUAAUAUACAGUAUAUCGAAGAACGAUGGCAUUACUAUCUGAUACCAUCAAUCCACCAUGUUACCGCCACAGUACGUUAUUAAAGGCUUUAAGACUAUGUUUAUAAAAGACACUGUGCACAAAGCAUGAGCGCGCUUGCUCAUUUUAGGUCGCGCGCAUUAUCCCAGUCGCGAGCGUUGUUACUUUAAGAGCGUUUUUAUUCACAUACACAUAUUUUUAUAUAUAUAAUACAUUUAUCCUGUGCAUUGUAACAUAGACCAACGUCAUAAAGCCAAAAGUACAAAGUUAGGCAGGAACGUUUAUUUUCCCCGCAUCAUGGUGAAGAUCAGCUUUCAGCCCAUCGCUGGACAAAAACCAGAUAAAGAAGAGAUUAAUGGAGAUAAAACUCAAAUAUUCAUACCGCAUCCACACGUGGAAGAGGAGCUGGUCUUGCCUGUCGGUCGGAAACGCUCCUCUUUGAGUGAACUCUGCUGUCUGACAACUGCACUGAUUGUCUUCACCUGCAGUCUGAUCUACGCAUCAAUAUAUAUCUACCGAUACUACAUCAUUCCUCAGGUUCCAGAUCAAAGUCGGUUCCACUGCCGUGUGGUCUAUGAGGACUCUGUGUCGGCUCCACUGCGAGGGUCUCACGAGCUGGAGGAAAACGUGGGGAUUUACCUGAAGGAAAACUAUGAGCAAAUCAGUGUGCCUGUGCCCGACUUCAGCAACACAGACCCUGCUGACAUAAUUCAUGAUUUCCACAGGGGUCUGACGGCCUACCAUGAUAUCGCCUUAGACAAGUGUUAUGUCAUCGAGCUCAAUGCCAGUGUGGUAAUGCCACCUCGUAACCUCUGGGAACUACUCAUCAACGUCAAGAAAGGGACUUACCUUCCCCAGACGUACAUUGUCCAAGAAGAAAUGGUUGUGACUGGCCGUGUUAAUAACAUGCAUCAGCUCGGACGGUUUAUUUACCGUCUGUGUAAUGGUAAAGAUACGUACAGGCUCCGCCGUCGCACCUCUCGCCGUCGUAUCAACAGGCGUGCGGUGCAGAACUGUCACAGCAUCCGUCACUUUGAGAACACGUUUGUGGUGGAGACCGUGAUUUGUGAGACCCCAUAGGCUGCUUGUGCCUUUGCUCCUCCCAUUUCUGAUGAGAUCACAGUUGUUGGUCUCAGUAGCCACACCCACUUUGAAAAUCACCCACUUUACCUCUGACCACUCUUUUUGUAUUUCUCUCUCUCUCCCUCUUUCAUUACACCUGUUCCCUUAAAUGUGUCGAAUAUUUGCAAUAAUGAUCAUUCUCAAAAGAGUGCAUCUUAAAUCCAAACAUGGUAGCAUCUGAUUAAAUGGGAAUUAAGCUCAGAGUGUGAGUGUAUGUGUGUUUACACCCAUGCCUGCAUGCUUGUACCUGUAUGUGGCUGGCUAUUUGUGCUUUGUCAAUUUCCUCUUUGCUUUUUUGUAUAUUUGUGUGCUGUUAGAUCUAAACUCUUCACUCAUUUGUUCUCAACUGGUGGAUCGUGACUCAGAUAUGGGUUGCACUUAAAACUUAACUGAUUCUAGUGCUAGUAAAAGCGUCACAUGCCUCAUUACAUUUAUCAUAAAUGUUCACAUACUCUACUAUCUCAAUAUCCAGUUCACUAUAAUGUCAUUAUAUCACUUCCUGUGACACUUCCUCUUUCCUUCUUUCUUUCACCCCCUCUUUGUAUCUAUCUGCAUGCUUUUUAAGAGAACACACACAUCAUUUUCAGUAUUUUCUUAUCUUAUGAACAAAGCCUUAGGCCAGAUUCAUGCCCUGGACUAAUGUAUACAAUCUCUAAAUAUAUUUGUGUUUAUGUGUGUGGGUGUUGAAGUUACCAGAUCUUGUUUAGUUGGGUGAUGCAAACAUGCAAAUAAACCAAUUAAUCUAAUUGUCGCUGAGCAUCUUUUUUUUCUAUUUCAAAACGUCGACAGCAUGGGCGUUCAUCCAUUCAGCCAACCACAUCUU
Molecule: messenger RNA, 2159 nt
Organism: Xyrauchen texanus (razorback sucker)
Lineage: Eukaryota; Metazoa; Chordata; Actinopteri; Cypriniformes; Catostomidae
Product: integral membrane protein 2C-like
Exons: 6
Coding region: 512-1294 (260 amino acids)
Biological process (GO): negative regulation of amyloid precursor protein biosynthetic process
Cellular component (GO): extracellular exosome; plasma membrane; Golgi apparatus
Molecular function (GO): amyloid-beta binding
Source: RefSeq, a predicted model, not a curated record